UUCAUGUCCAUAUUAUUUGUCCACUACCAAAACACAGUCAGGAGGAUUCUGACAGCAUGCAUGACGUUUAGCUGUGGGCAGCGACUAGUUAGUGCGCACUAGUGAGACCCGCCUCCUUUAAUUUUCGCUCUAUAACACACGGUUCCCUCAGUUCAUAACACUGAGGCUGUCUGUUUGUCUGUUCUCAUGUUAUUCAGCAGGUGAAUCACAUCUUAGCACUGGUUCUGCUUCAGACGGUGUGAGGUCGCUGUAGCCUGAUAUAACGUUACCGGUCAUCUGUUACGUGCUCUGGAAACGUCUCUGCAUGGAAUAACGUCAACACGCUACUGUCAUCCUAAAAACAGAUCGCUAUUGUGGAUUUGCAAUAUUGGAGGAAUUAUGAAUGAAUAAAAACACACCGACGUGGAUAAUCGAUAAACGCUGUGUAUCAAACCGUGAGCAAUUCUCUUGAAUAAUCUGUCAAUAACAAUCGUUCAAGACGGACGGCGUCCGGGAGCACAGAGGGAGAACCCGCGCGAAAAUGAGGGAACGGGACUUCAUGCCAAACAUGGAACGGGGCAAACCGGCCACAUACACGGGAGACAAAAAAGCUAAAAUGGCUGCUAAAACCAAUAAAAAGUGGGUGAGACUGGCAACUGUAUUCGCAUAUGUCUUGUCGGUGUCUUUGGCUGCUAUAAUACUGGCAAUUUAUUAUAGUUUGAUAUGGAAACCGACGUCUGCAUCUCUGUCUGGACGGUCAAAUGUUUUGGUGACGGCUGCAAUUAAGCCCAUAAUCACAAAUAACAUCACAAGUGAUGUACCAACCUCGAACAAGAUGAAUAAUACACCACUGGUCAGCCUGAGAUCGACAGAGACCCCCAAGUAUGCCCACUCUACUUCUUCAUAUAGACAACAACACUGGGGUGAUGCUAAAGAUCAUGAAGGUCUUCUCAAAAUCCCCACAACAAAAACAAAGAAUACUGACCAAACAGGAACAUUUGACUCGGCACACAUUCAUGAAAAACCAAUACGUUUUAGUACAGUAGAAGUUAACCAAACUAGUGUUCUUGUAGCAGGUGCAUCAAGUGAACCUCCUCUGGCCCAUGGAGCCACAUCUUCUACUAAACAAAACGACAGUUCUGGGGUCGGUGCCACUGAGGAACGGCCUAACAUGUGGGAUUCAGCCUCUCCCACAACUGACCAAGAAUCAUGGACAAGCUACAUUGCGAGACCUGACGUCUCCUCUUUGACAGAACAUGGUCUGGAAUUAAUGGAGGGCUCGCAUCCUUUGCAAGAUGAGUUGGUUACCAAGGACACAGAGGAUGCAGCAAGUGGAGUGUGACACCAGAUUAUUUGUGUGGCACGUAAUUAUAUGACAUUAGCUGUGAUGACUGUGCAGCGAGAGAAAUAACAACUGCCAAUGUGAGAGUCAUCAUACAGUUUAUACUCAUUUGGUUUCUAUUUAAAGGACAGAAACUGUGCUGACCUACCUGCUUUAAAAAAAGCUUAUUUAAAGGUUGUUACAUUAAAGAGUGCAAUAGAUGGGUUCCGAAAGUAAAAAUCCCAUUCAUUUUCUAGACUGAGGAAUUGAUUUAGAACGAUUAAGACCUACUGUGAGCUACAAGGUUUUUAACUGGUGUUACAUGCUUAAAAAAAAAAAAAAAAAAAAAAAAAAACACCAGACUGCACUAUUUAAACUUAUUUUUUUUUUUUUUUAAUAAUUGUGUUUAUCAGCAGGAUUCUUGGUGUAAAACUACAUUACCCAUGAUUCUGAAAAGAAAACUUCACCAAUCAGAGAAUUUCAUUAGGCAAAUUGCCCCUCCAAAAGCUGUUUUGCAAUCCAGUCACUCUCCAAUUAUUUUUCAUAAUUUUUAAAUGAUGUCAUUUGCAAUUCUUCUAAUGAUGUUUUUCACCUUGUGGCUGGUUGAUUUGGUCAAUGGCUUAGAACUCUUCGAUGAAGACUUCUUUUUUUAAUUCUAUGGGAAAAGUGAAUGGGAAAAAAACUUACGGAACCAAGGCUGCUGAAAAAAUGGGCAAGCACUGAUGCAUAAUUCAUUUGCAGCUAAAUCACAGACAUGUUCAUAUUCAGAAUAACAGAACAAUUAUGUGAUAUAGCUUUUAUAAAACAGUUCUAUAAACCUUCAGUUAGUAUCCAGCAACCUACAAUUUAGACAAAACUUUGCCAGUUAGUGUGUAUAUCUCUUUCCAGUGACAGAAGUUCCAAAAUAUGUCAAAUUUGACAAAGUAGUAUACGGACACAGCUCCACAUUCAUUCCUGCUUUUCUAAAAACAAUGGGGAAAAUUUGUAAAGAAUUAAAACACAGUGCCGUUAUACUAAAUAUAAAGUCCUGGAACACUUCUUCAAAUCAACUCAAGGAUAAAAAUGAACUGUUGUAUAAUGGAUUGAUAAAGAUUGUGGUUAAGCGAUAGGAUCAUGGUUCUUGAGAUGUCUUUUUGAACAACAGGAAAAUGAGCCAUUCUCGUCACCAACAAUCCUUUAGUAGCAUUUAUUUCAUUGUUUUGUAAUUGUGAGCAACUUAAACACUGUUUAAAGCAACUUAGAACACUUUGCCUAUAGAGUUCAGGAAUGGAAUAUCUGUCUGAAUAAAGAAAACCUGGCUAGUAGGAAAAAUUCACUGUGCAAACUCACCCAUGUUGACAUUUUUAACUGUCUUUUAUAAAUCAGUGUUUGUUGAGCAAGAUAUAUAAUAACUGAAAUAUGACGUAUGAAUAAACACAUAUUUUUCUUUCAGUGCAAUGAUUAUUGAACCAGAAAUGUGUCCACCUUAAGUGACUUCUUACUAAAAAGACGUAAAGCAGUUUUCUGAAGUGGAGUGGUUAUGACUGUUUAAAAGGGGCACAUAUUUGGGAAUUAAACUUGUCCUG
Molecule: messenger RNA, 2865 nt
Organism: Carassius auratus (goldfish)
Lineage: Eukaryota; Metazoa; Chordata; Actinopteri; Cypriniformes; Cyprinidae
Product: InaF-motif domain-containing protein
Exons: 1
Coding region: 521-1321 (266 amino acids)
Source: RefSeq, a predicted model, not a curated record